Monopterus albus (swamp eel) is the source of this 859-nucleotide messenger RNA. It is a transcript of the gene smim11, whose product is annotated as small integral membrane protein 11. The transcript has 3 exons. The record is from RefSeq and is a predicted model, not a curated record. Lineage: Eukaryota; Metazoa; Chordata; Actinopteri; Synbranchiformes; Synbranchidae. Bases 102 to 305 code for a protein of 67 amino acids.
CGAUUGGUCCGUGAGUACAUGCCCCGCCUUCUUCAGCUAAACCCUUAUAGCUGUUUGGCUGUCACAGUGAAAAGGAAACGCCAACACUUACAGAAGCUAAAAUGAUCAACUGGAAGGUUUUGGAUAACUUCCCCGUCCUCCUCUACAUCCUGGCCCUGAAGACAUUGCUGCUGUGUUUGGCCUUUGCGGGGGCAAAAAUCUACCAGAGUAAGAAAGCAGAGAAGGCCCUGAAGAAGCAGCAGGCUGAGAAGAGGAGGCUGGCUCAGCAGACAGAAGACCUCAUCGACAACCUAAAGGAGGACUGAGGAGAGGUGCUGCUGCACACAGGGAAAUAUAUUGCUGACCUGAGCAACAACAAAGACCAGCCAGAUGUGUAACUGUUGGCAGGAGAUGGACUUUGCUGAACUUGGGGAAAUGAUUUGUGGUCUCGCUUUCAGGACUGUUCACCUAUGUCAGUUUUAUAUAUGUAUAAAUGUUUGGCUGGACCAGGUUUUUAUAACAUGAAAUUAAAGCCGCAACCGUUUGGACUCCUGAAGUAAGACUGAGCUGAGCAGCUGUUUUGUCUUUUAAAUUGAGAUUAUGUCUGUAAAGACACAGCAGGCUCAGCAUCAACCUGUCAUGUGCCAAGCAUCCUCUCCAUUCUGAGCUCAACUCCCCCCAGCAUUACCUGUCUUGUCUUCAGCUCACCACGUCGGCUGAGGACGUCAUUCAGGCUGCUUUGUACACCGCCAUUAAUAUUACGAAUAGUUAGAAGAUAGUUUGUCAAAUGUGCAUAUUUGUUUGAAUACAACAUGGUGUUUAUUCUGUAAUAUUCCUUGUAAAUUGUGAACCAGCUUUGUGUCUAAUUGUUAUAUUAAAU